Molecule: messenger RNA, 2670 nt
Organism: Zychaea mexicana
Lineage: Eukaryota; Fungi; Mucoromycota; Mucoromycetes; Mucorales; Lichtheimiaceae
Exons: 4
Coding region: 1-2670 (889 amino acids)
Source: RefSeq, a predicted model, not a curated record
AUGAAUGACGCCUUAACAGAAUAUUCGACGGCGUGUGAUAACCUGUGGACCAGGAAGCGACACAAUCGCGAUCUUCGCGUUUUGGUGACUGCUUUAUUAAGGCUGAAUCUUGCGCCGGAACGGGUACAUAAAUACGCUGAGACACGAAAGAAGCAUCAGCAAGACAAGGCCAAGGAUAAGGAAGAAAAGAGCAACGAAGAAAACAUGCCCCUGGACAAAAGAAAUUUCGUCAAGACACUAAAUCAUCACAUGAAUCAACUGGCUUGGGCUAUGUGCCGCGAUAGGCCUGAAGAAGCCACCAAUAAGCUGUUCCACAAAGUGCAGGAGUGGCAAGGAAAGCUCGGUAAGCCCCAGUCGAAACCUGCUGUGUCUGACAAGGCCCCCUCCGAAUCCAAUACCUCCACCGAUGCCAAUACCACGCCCGAAACCAAUAGUGCCAAACCGAAGAGACAAGCACGUUUAGUUCAAAGAGAGCUAGCUAUGUAUGAUCCGCUCAAUGUUACAGACGACGAUAACGAAGAGGAAGAAGAACAAGAAGGAGACGAGGAACAAGAGGGAAGCCCAGGCGUAACCGAGUGUGAACCUUCCAAUCGACGUAUACGUGCACUGACGUCCAUUAUCAAAAAGAUCCUUGAUACAACCAAAAAACAAGCAUCGACAAAGAUCAUUAAAGAGACGGCAUUCAAGGGAACUGUCCUCACUGACAAGCAAUGCAGCGCUGCCGCAAAGAUUGCAAACGCUUUGCGCCCAUACUACUGCCCUGAAGAUCAAGAUGAUGAACAAGGUCCAGCUCCUCAAGUACUUGCCGUGGCACCCGAAGUCCACCCAAAUGACCACGCUAUCCAUCUAUCAGCCAGUGCUUUGUAUACGCUUGUCUCGGAAAAGUACGAGAUGCCAUGCCGCGCAACUGGAAAGACUGUCACCAGCAAGCGUCAAGCUGGAAUUGGUGAAGCUCGCCGCGAUGUGAUUGGAGCGUUUUUCUCCCUCCCAAAGAUAUACAAAGCACUGCAGACAAGGGACCUGGUCUUCGCUUAUCGUCUGACGUUCGUGAACCGUCAUACAGUCCGCGUACUAGGUGUAUCUAGACAUGAAGAAAGUGACAGUGACCAUGCCCACGAUACCGAGAAAGCGCCCCAAGGAGGUCCCAGUAAUGAAAUGGACAUGGAUCUGGUAGAAGGGAGCGAGAAUGAAAGUAAACCUGGCAGUGUGCUCAGUGAUAUCUUCGUCGAUGACAAGGCUACUGGCAAAGGCAAGCAACCUAUGGCACCUACAAAGACAAAGGGAAAAGGCAAACAGGCGAUGGCACGUACGAACCCAAAGGGAAAAGGCAAAGCAGGGAAGGGAAAGUCACGCAAGGCCCACAACAAAAGCAGACGGAAAAAGCGCAAAGCUAAGUCGUCGCCAUCGGACCGUCCCUCGAAAAAAAGAAACAAGAACAAAGACAGUUCGCCAACGAAGAAGGACACGGACGUAGAUGAUGAGAAAGAAGGUAUCAAAGCACAACGUAUCAAGGAGUUUGAAACAUGCGCAAGGCGGCUUGCUGCUGAAGUGGCAAAACUGCAGAAGCAAGGAAAUGCCGUUGAGAACGAACGUGCUGAUUUGGCAAACGCUUUUCGUCGCGAGUGGAAAAUGACCAAAUUGCGGAACCGUGAAAAGUAUGGUGAGCUGCAGAUGGUACGCAAGCAAGCAAAUUCUGUUAUUGCUCAGGUCGCUCAGAAACAAAGGCAAUUGGCCGACAUCCGAUCGCAGCUGUAUUUGAUGCAACAGAAACCCAAGGCAGAACCAGCUGCACUCGAUAAGGAACAGCAACUACUACAAGAAAAAAUUGUUGAGAGCCUUGCUACAAACAAGAACGUUGGUGUUAUCGGCGUGGACCCAGGGCUUGUAGUAUCAGCAACUUCUAUCACCACUACUGCCAAAGAUCUGUACCAAACAAUUGUUCCGUACACCCGUCCCCAGCCAUCAUCAUCGCCAUCUUCCUCUUCAGCACCUGAAACAGCACCAGUACAGCCAUCAGAUCUGCCGUCUGUGGCGCGCCCGCUACCUCCAGCACAGACUUAUACAACCAGAAAGAAAACAGCAGCUACGCUGGAAGCAGCUCACCAAGCCAGGCGGGAACAGUACAAGAAGAAACAUGGCUACAAUACUGGUGAUCAAGACAGACGACAAAAAGAAGCUCGCACUAGGGACAUCCGACACGACGUCUUUCAUCGGAAACUUGCGUCAUCGUGGAGGGUACGUGGAUCCGCAUCCACCUUGACGUUUUUUGGCGCAUAUAAAUCAACAAACUCGAGGAUAAAAGGCCACUGUCGUGGUGCGAACGCCACCUUACAACAACAUUUAGGUUCCCCCGAUCGUGACCAUGUAACUGUUACCAACGAGCACCGAUCCAGCAAGACUUGCCCAUUUUGCCACUCUCCGACAAAACUGCACCAAUACCGGCGCGAAGGCAAAUUGGUCAAGGUCAACGGUGCACUGCGGUGCACCAAUCCAGCAUGCCCCAACAAGAGUCGCAACACUCACAACAGGGACCAAGUCGGAUCCGUCAAUAUCGCAUCGAUUGGAUUUUCCAAAGCCAUAUCUGCCACCAACACCCCUAUCCCGCCUUUCUCUAGAAUGCCAUUCCUUUCUUAUACCAUUUCUCCCUACAUGGAGCAACUGCUGACGUGA